AACUCCACCGGCGAGGACUGAAGUGAACGCGCUCGCCGAGCUCACCGAACGCCCCUCAAGCGCGGUGACGUCACGUCCUUCGGCGGCGCUCCUGAAGUCGGUAAAGACUGACGGACUCACAGUUAAACUCGCGCACAGACAGUCUCGUUUAACGGCUCCGGGCGCGUCACAGCUCAAACUAACGGGAAUAAUUUGGCUUUGCCGCGAGAGGAGCGCGGGGCGGCGUUCGCCAUGUAUCGGAGACUUUUAGCGGCUCUUUUCUUCUCCGCCGUUAGUUUAUUGAUCUCGGCAGCGGCGGUCCAAGAAUUUCAAGAUGAUUGUCUCUCUGAGAAGUCCUACACAGAAUGUGGCUACAGUCAAGGUGUAGAUGAUGACUUUGACUGGGAGCAGAUGAACACCAGAAAGAAGCCAUCAUCAGACCCCUGGAUACCAGCAGGUUCAGUGUUUAUGAUGGUGAACACAUCUGUGAGGUCUCCUGGACAGAAAGCUCAACUCUAUGUGCCACAGUUUAAGGAAAACGACACCCACUGCGUCAUAUUUCAGUAUUAUGGAGCGAGUCGAGAGGGUUCGAGUCCAGGACAGCUCUUCAUCUACAUUAAAGAGAAUAACAGUCCACUGGGCAUCCCCGUGUGGAACUCAUCUGAACCGGUGUUACACAAAUGGCAGAAAGUGGAACUGGCCAUCAGCACCUUCUGGCCCAAUUUCUAUCAGUUGGUGUUUGAAGUUGUGACAUCAGGAGAACGUGGGUUUUUAGCCAUUCAAGGAAUCUCACGACAGGGGCAUCAGUGCAUGAAUACGCCUCAUUUUCUACACAUUAAGGGUGUGGAGGUGAAUGCCAGACAGACGGCUGUGUUUCAGUGCACCAUUAAUGGGCAACCCGGAGAUCACGCCGGCUACAAACGCUGGUUACAGGGUAUUGGAGGACGUGAAGCUUAUAUGAAAGACGCCAAACCUGUGAACUCCAGACGAUACACAGCAACAUUUGAUAUUGUCAACACUACAAAGGGAGAUUCGGGAAAGUAUCGCUGUAUCGUUCGCUCUAAUCAUGGAGUGGGUGUGUCCAGUUACGGCACGCUGGUGGUUAAACAACCUCCGAUACCCAUCGCUCCUCCUCAGCUGACCGCUGUUGGUGCCACUUACCUGUGGAUUCAGCUCAAUGCAAACUCCAUCAACGGCGACGGUCCCAUCAUUGAGAAAGAGGUGGAGUAUCGCACGGUGUCCGGGAGUCUGAUCGACAACCAACCUGUGGACAAACCCAACCAUAAGAUCGGUCAUCUGGACCCUGACACGGAGUAUGAGAUCAGUGUCCUGUUGACCCGUCCUAAUGAAGGUGGGACUGGAGCGCCGGGACCUCCGCUCAGAGCCAGAACCAAAUGUGCAGAUCCCAUGCAUGGACCUCGACGACUGGAGGUGGUUAAUAUCAAAUCUAAGCAGUUCACCGUUCGAUGGGAGCCGUUCGGCUAUAACGUGACGCGCUGUCACAACUACAGUCUGACGGUGGAGUAUCGCUAUACGGUGAACGGUAAAGAAGAAACCAGAGAGGAGAAAUGUAAUGAUAUUCCGAGUGCUUCACCACAACACAUCAUCCGUAAUCUGCUGCCCUUCACCAACGUCAGCGUGAAACUCGUGCUACGAAACCCAGAAGGCAUCAAAGAAAGUGAAGAACUCAACGUUCUGACAGAUGAGGACGUACCUGGAGCCGUUCCUCUGGAGUCAAUCCAGGGUAACCCGCACGAGGAGAAGAUCGCUCUCAGAUGGAGAGAACCCAUUCAGACCUAUGGAAUAAUCAAACAGUAUGAAAUCCGCUAUAAAGCUGUCAGCUCCUUUGACCCAGAGUUCAUUCUAGUGAAUCAGACCGGAAAGGUGUUGAAGUUCAGUAAUGAGACGUCUCAUGUGUUUGUGGGUCUGUAUCCUGGUUCCACGUACUCGUUCACCAUCAAAGCCAGCACGGUUAAGGGAUACGGACCGGAUGUCAUCACCCAGUUCACAACCAAGAUAUCACCACCCCGUAUGCCCGGGUACGAGCAGGAGAGUCCACUAAAUCAGACUGACAGCACCGUGACCGUCCUGCUGAAACCGGCCCAAAGCAGAGGAGCACCGGUCAGUGUGUAUCAGGUGGUGGUUGAAGAGGAGCGUCCUCGACGUUCACAGAGAGCCGCAGAGAUUCUGAGAUGUUAUCCAAUCCCCAUCCACUUCCAGAACGCAUCCGUACUCAACUCGCAGUAUUACUUCGCAGCAGAAUUUCCUGCCGCACGGAUUCAAGCGCCGCUGCCCUUUACGGUGGGAGACAACCGGACGUAUGACGGUUACUGGAAUCUUCCUCUGCUGCCACACAAGAGCUACAGCAUCUACUAUCAGGCAGUCAGCACGGCCAACGGGGAAACUAAAAUCGAUUGUGUUCGUGUGGCUACUAAAGCUGCAAUUAUUGUGACACAGCUGACCACGCCGUAUGUGCGCAUCGCACCCGCUGCGGGCGACAGCCAACUAACAGGGGCCGCCACCAGGAAACCUGACGCUGUUGAACCUGAGAAACAGACAGAUCACACUGUGAAGAUCGCUGGUGUCAUCGCUGGCAUUCUGCUCUUCGUCAUCAUCUUCCUCGGUGUGGUGCUGGUCAUGAAGAAACGCAGAAGAUCCUCUUACUCCUACACUUACUACCUGAAAUUGGCAAAGAAGCGUAAGGAGACGUUGAGCAGCACACGUCAGGAGAUGACCGUGAUGGUGAACUCAAUGGAUAAGAGUUACACUGAACAGGGUACCAGCUGUGAUGAAGCCAUUUCAUUCAUGGACAAUCACAAUAUCAAUGGAAGACCUGUUUCCUCGCCGUCAUCCUUUACCAUGAAGACUAACACGCUGACCACAUCCGUACCAAACUCCUAUUACCCAGACCCCUUUGUGCCGACUGCAAUCUUAGAUGAGAAUCACACGAUGAACAGCGAAACCAGCAGCCUGGUUCAGUCGCACACUCAUUCCUAUAAGAAACGUGAGGCGGUGGACGUACCGUAUCAGACGGGUCAGCUGCAUCCGGCCAUCCGAGUGGCAGAUCUUCUCCAGCACAUCACACAGAUGAAGUGUGCCGAGGGUUACGGCUUUAAAGAAGAGUACGAGAGCUUCUUCGAAGGUCAGGCUGCACCGUGGGACUCGGCCAAAAAAGAUGAGAACAGGAUGAAGAAUCGUUACGGCAACAUCAUCGCAUAUGAUCAUUCACGAGUUCGACUUCAGCCAGUGGAGGGAGAACAGAGCUCAGAUUACAUUAAUGCUAAUUAUGUGGAUGGCUACCAUCGACCGAAUCAUUACAUCGCUACACAAGGUCCCAUGCAGGAAACCAUCUAUGACUUUUGGAGGAUGGUGUGGCAGGAGAAUACGGCAACCAUCGUCAUGGUAACCAAUCUGGUGGAAGUAGGCCGGGUGAAAUGUUGUAAGUAUUGGCCUGAUGACACAGAGAUCUACAGAGACAUGAAGGUGACACUGAUAGAAACACAACUGCUGUCUGAAUACGUCAUCCGGACCUUCGCUGUGGAAAAGCGAGGAGCUCAUGAGAUCAGAGAGAUCAGACAGUUUCAUUUCACCGGCUGGCCGGAUCACGGCGUGCCGUAUCACGCUACGGGACUGCUGGGAUUCGUCCGGAGGGUUAAAUCGAAAAAUCCGGCUAUCGCCGGCCCCAUGGUGGUGCACUGCAGCGCCGGCGCGGGUCGAACCGGCUGCUUCAUCGUCAUUGACAUCAUGCUGGACAUGGCCGAGCGUGAAGGUGUGGUGGACAUUUACAACUGUGUGAGAGAACUGAGGUCACGUCGAGUCAACAUGGUGCAGACUGAGGAGCAGUAUGUCUUCAUACAUGAUGCCAUCUUGGAGGCGUGUCUCUGUGGAGACACCACAAUCCCGGCCAAUCAGCUUCGGUCGAUCUAUUAUGACAUGAACCGCUUGGAUCCCCAAACAAACUCCAGUCAAAUCAAAGAAGAGUUCAGAACACUGAAUAUGGUAACACCCACAUUACGGGUUGAGGACUGCAGCAUCGCUCUGUUACCGCGUAACCAUGAGAAGAAUCGCUGUAUGGACGUCCUGCCACCGGACCGAUGUCUACCCUUCCUCAUCACCAUUGAUGGAGAGAGCAGUAACUACAUCAACGCCGCUCUCAUGGACAGCUACAAACAGCCGUCUGCGUUCAUCGUCACCCAGCAUCCUCUGCCCAACACCGUUAAAGACUUCUGGAGACUCGUGCUGGAUUAUCACUGCACAUCUAUAGUCAUGCUGAAUGAUGUGGAUCCUGCUCAGCUUUGCCCUCAGUACUGGCCUGAGAACGGAGUCCAUCGACACGGUCCCAUCCAGGUGGAGUUCGUAUCGGCUGAUCUGGAGGAGGAUAUCAUCAGCAGAAUAUUCCGGAUCUACAACGCCGCACGGCCUCAGGAUGGCUACCGGAUGGUACAGCAGUUCCAGUUUUUGGGUUGGCCGAUGUACCGCGACACACCCGUCUCCAAACGCUCUUUCCUAAAACUCAUCAGACAGGUGGAUAAAUGGCAGGAGGAAUAUGAUGGUGGAGAGGGCCGUACCGUAGUACACUGUCUUAAUGGAGGAGGUCGCAGCGGGACGUUUUGUGCCAUCAGUAUCGUCUGUGAGAUGUUGAGACAGCAACAUUCAGUCGAUGUGUUUCACGCUGUAAAGACGCUGAGAAACAACAAACCCAACAUGGUGGAUCUGCUGGAUCAAUACAAGUUUUGUUACGAAGUGGCACUGGAAUACUUGAAUUCUGGGUAAAUUGUACGGCAGCCCCCCUCCUUUCUUUUCCAUAAGCCCCCUGUACAACACAAGAAUGUUAAGACCGGACCGACCCAACGAGUGCUGAUGGGAUCAGACAGAUGACAUCAUCCACACUGGACUCUUUCCUCAGCGUGCACAUCUCUGAUCUGAUCACACGUCAGUUCGUCCGUCACGAACCCUCAGCGAGAGACUGAUGCCUUUUAUCUUUACUGGCUUUUUAUUUUGGUCGGACGAUGUCGGUCACUUCCAUUUCUGUGUGGAAUGCAACGUCACGUGGAUGUUUAUUUUCUAUCAUGUUUAUGUUUAUUUGCUUUUGUACUUCUGUUUAUUAAUUGUUGGCAUGUACAGUUGAACACGUGUGGCAUUACCAGUGCAGAUAUUAAAGCGUUACGUUGUGUUUGUUGUGUUGAACGAUGGAGAAACUGCUGAAACGAUUCACGCGCUGAACCGUCCCGUCAAAAGAUCCAAAGCUUGUAUUUGUGAUCGUUUUGUUUAUAUUGUAAAUAGCUGAAGUUCACCAGAUAAUUUAUUCAUUGAUGGUUUUUGUGAAGCACACUGAGUGACAAUCAUGUUUUAAUUUGGUCAUUAUUAUCAUAAGGACUCCACAUAUAAUAGUGACCAGAUUGUAUUGUUAACUUUUUAUUUAUCUGGUAUGAAAAAAACUAUAAAUACAUAUCUAUAUCUGCCAA
Molecule: messenger RNA, 5444 nt
Organism: Misgurnus anguillicaudatus (oriental weatherfish)
Lineage: Eukaryota; Metazoa; Chordata; Actinopteri; Cypriniformes; Cobitidae
Source: RefSeq, a predicted model, not a curated record